Molecule: messenger RNA, 429 nt
Organism: Chondrus crispus (carragheen)
Lineage: Eukaryota; Rhodophyta; Florideophyceae; Gigartinales; Gigartinaceae
Exons: 2
Coding region: 1-429 (142 amino acids)
Source: RefSeq, a predicted model, not a curated record
AUGGCGCGACUGUCACGAGUUGUCUUCUUGCUGCGCGAUCUCCAGCAGGGCUUGCGGUUUUAUCGCGACGGCUUAGGGCUGCGCGUCGACGCGCACACCGAGUCGUUUGCGAGGCUUUGUACCAGCAAUCAUGUGCCGAUCGAACUCAACUUGGCGGAGAGUGAGGCGCAGCUUUCAACGGGCUACUCCCCUUUUCUUACGUUUGAGGUCGACGAUAUGGAUCAGACCGUACCCAAGUUGAUGCAGCUCGGCGCCGCCCUCGACGGCUCCAUCAGAUAUGAGCCCUACGGCAAGAUCGCUGCCGUGAGAAGCCCGGAUGGGCACAUGCUCGGCUUGUUCGAGAAAGCGAAUCUGCCCGAUGACGGUGCCACAGCGCUUGCGGCUGCUAGUGCUGCGAGGAAGCACAUGAAGGACAACCAGACGAGCUGA